Messenger RNA from Amphiprion ocellaris (clown anemonefish), 1992 nucleotides. RefSeq names its product pro-neuregulin-4, membrane-bound isoform. NCBI's taxonomy places the organism in Eukaryota, Metazoa, Chordata, Actinopteri, Pomacentridae. The transcript is spliced from 5 exons. The record is from RefSeq and is a predicted model, not a curated record. Bases 142 to 471 code for a protein of 109 amino acids. Gene Ontology annotation, biological process: epidermal growth factor receptor signaling pathway; positive regulation of mitotic nuclear division; positive regulation of cell population proliferation.
UUUUUUAGUCCAAGGGAGGAACACGCCUACAUGACAGCGUCCUCAGAGAUCCUAGCGUCAGUGUGACUUACCUUGAGAACCUGUGCCAACCAUCAAAAGCAAGGAUUUCACGAGCUGAGACGGGAAGACUAAAGAUUACAAAUGAUGGCUGAUCAUGGAGAACUCUGUGAUGAGAAGGAAGCUGCCUACUGCAUGAAUGGAGGGAUAUGCUAUAAAAUAUCUUCCAUGGAUUCACUUUCCUGUGUGUGCAGUGAGAGCUACAGAGGCAGCAGAUGUGAGCACUUCCAGCUCUUUAGCUCUUCCCCGAAUGCAAAGGAGGCAGGGUUAAUUGCAGCCGUGGUCAUUGUUGCCCUCCUCAUCUUGGCGAUGCUGGCUGUUGUUAUCUACUACGUACGCAAAAUGCUGAAAGCCAGGAAACAGAGCCAACAGAACAACCACCAAGAGUACUGGAGAGUAAAAUCAAGAGUAUGAACUUUCCUUUUCUUUUUAAUGUACAUUUGUUUACUCUUUUGUUUUUGUUGUGUCAGAUGGGAUGAUAAAAUUAUUCUAAGUGUCAAUUGUCUCGUUGAAUGUUGACCGUUGUGGAUCUGACUAUGUAAGACCAACAGACAGAAAAAAAACUGCUGCCUUGACCUCAAAAGUCAAGGUAAAGAGCUGAUAGCUGAUUAAUCCUCUCAUGAGAUGUCUAGAUUCCACGCUGAUCGCUCCAGAAAAGUGUAGUUCAUUAACACAAACACAAACAGGGUGUGAAACAAGUGUGAGUGGGCGAGAAUUGAAUCACACCUUGUGGAGUAGCUUUUUUUUUUCUUUAUCUUUGAAACACAGCUAUGAAGUUGGCUUUGUUGCUACUGGAGUUAAAUUACAUUUCAAUCUAUGUGCUGUGUCUGAAAUAUAUUUACAAAGUGUAGUUGAACCAUGUAAACAAAUAUAUGGAAUGAUCUGAAUGUGUGAUUUCUGGUUUUAGACUAAACAUCCACACCAACAUUGGUAUAUUUAUGAGAUCCUGACUGGCUUGCUAAAUCCAACCAUCAACAUUUGUUUCCUAACCUCAACUUUGAACCUGUUCUUAACUUAAUCCUAAAUCCAAUUCUGACCCUGCACCAUAAUUGCCCCUUGAGGUCAUACCAACUGGUCAGGAUGAUCUCACUUUUCAACAAUGUCAUCACUCUGCAGAUUUUAAAACUGAAUUGUUGUUCUCACAUAUCUGAACAUGUUAGAACACACUCACACAGCAAGCUUAGUGAUGGAGUGUGUGUAGGAGUCUGUAUAAUUAGCUUAUCCCAAGCCAUUCAUCAGCUCCCUUAAAUCUAAAAACAGGGGCACAGGAGAUCCCAGGGGUCGCAUAAUGAGACUGGUGCCAUCAAAUUUGCUUCAAUUCAGUGAGCUGAGGAGAGAAUUCAAACUUGUUGGGCUGCAUUUUCAGUAGUUUGUUGGUCUUCCAGUGUUCCCCCACACUUCCUAACAAUCAACUGUGGAGGGGGAAACUAAAGUUAGACAGCCGAGUUACUCUUUAAAACUCUCAUCAGCAUUAAUGAUGGGCUACAAACUCAUUCAGACAAGAAAAGUCUGGAUUAAACUCAAGGUGGAAGUCAGUUUGAAACACUGUCAUAGGAUAUGUUAUCUCUGAUGUCAGCUCAGCCUUGAGUACAUUGUGAAAGUUUCAUAUGAUAUUUUGCUUCUGGUUAUUGACAGCAGUAGGUCAACACACAUUUUUUUUUUCCCCCUAACCAUGUCAUGAUGCUAUGAGGAAAAAUCUGGGCUUUUUAGGUAAUAACAUGUAGAAAAUUUGAAGUUACACCAUGUUUAUUUUAUCUAUUUUGUAUGAAAUUUUUUUUUUUUUUCAAAUUCAUAAAUGUGUAUAUAAAUAGUAGUGGAUUAGUGUGUUAGCUUUUUGAGAAAUGCACUACUUUCUCUAUAAAACUUACAAAUCGAAUUUGUUGGUGUCAGAAAGUCAGUAAACUGCUGCCCUCUAGUGGCAUGAUGGCUUCCCUA